Messenger RNA from Aspergillus sclerotioniger CBS 115572, 1327 nucleotides. RefSeq lists its product as uncharacterized. The record is from RefSeq and is a predicted model, not a curated record. NCBI's taxonomy places the organism in Eukaryota, Fungi, Ascomycota, Eurotiomycetes, Eurotiales, Aspergillaceae. The transcript has a single exon. The coding region runs from base 266 to 1141 and encodes 291 amino acids.
CAUGUUACCAAUAUUAGCUGACGCGGCGCAGCGCCGAUUUCCCUCUUCUGACGCAUGUAUCGAAAGGUGAGUCUAACGCUCGAGGUAGAGACGAGAGAGAUUUAUCUGUGAGCGCAGGCUAUAUAAAUCAGCUACCAGCCCAGCUUCCGGGGCAUUAUCUCUCUGUAAACCAGACCUGCCUUUCUAGUCUUCAUUCUCUAUUUCAAGCUUGUUCACUCUUCAAUCUUACUGCCGGCAGAAGAUGCAACUUCUAAGCACCUCUACAAUGUAUUCGGAUACCAAAACAAACGUGGUGUCGGAUUCCGCAAGCUUUGAUAUCGGCCUCAACCCAACCGGCGACGCUGGAAGUGGCCUUCAUACCCAAAAUGAUCCUGCUGCACCCUAUCAGCGCGAAAAUUAUAUUGAGCGCAAGACCGCUGUUGACAUUCGCUGCUCUUGUGUCGACGUUGUCCAUGGGCUUCUGAAGCCGGACGGCAGUUCGUACGCUACACUCAUUGUUCUACAAUUCCGGUUCGACCCACGCAAGCGUGCCCGCCGCAUUUCCCAAGUCGAUAUCGAAAUUCAGUUCUCCGGAUCUGAACCUGGAGCAGCAGACCCAGAGGUCUACGCUAUCGCUCCAAACGAGCAUUUGAGUGUCUCUCGCAUCACUCAGACUGAGACGACCUCCACUGAGAGCUCCUUGAACCUUGGCGCCGGCAGCAUCGUCAGUGGAUUCGUCGAUGUAGGAGGCUCCGUGAAGUUUGGCCAUGACAUCAGUCGGGAGACAAACUAUGCGGCGACAAUUGUUGGAUCAAUUGACCUGAGAGGCCGCAACUAUGGCAAAGCCAAUUGUGCCUCAUGGACGCUGAUUGAGAAUCCGGCAACAAAGGCCGGAGUUCCCGCUGGCAUGAGAGCAGUGAUACUGCUGAAGAGGAAGGAUGAAGCGAAGUUCCAGGCCAAUGUCUCGAUUCGGGCGAAGGCGGACUGGAAGACGCAGCUGGAAUGGCUGGUGGGCUCGACACGAGCAGAUGACCCAGUGCUGUUUGAUCCGAUGAUGGAGCCAACCAGUACAAAGUACGACGAUAUGGAGCUAAAGAUGGGGGAUAUUAAUCUCGAGGCCAUCUCCGAGAUCGUGGUGGAAAGCGGAAAGAGCAUGACCUAGUAAUUGGAUUGGAACUCCCUGUAUGGUAGUACAUUGUGGAUUGUUGCUGUUUGCCACUUUGAGAUAUUGAGUUAUGUUGGGAUACAGUCUUCGUUCCGUCUGUUCUCCAGAUGGCCAGCGGUAUAUCGUUUUGGCAUACUGGUAAGAACGCGACAAGUUAUCAAUCAAUUAUAUUGUAUUUUGGGA